AUGGAUUUGGAUCGAGAUGUGGUCUACUGGAAUGCGCAUGCCUUUUGCAACUCCAAACUGCUGGCCGCUUUGAAGGACCUGUUGGCCUUGCGUGCGGCGCAGUUCACCGUGGAGAAGGGCUGGGAUCCCUUUUUGGAUGCGUCAAUCCCCGGCCUUGACACGAUUCCACCACCGUUCUAUGAGAAGUGGAAGAAGAUGUUGGAGGAAAACAGCAGCUUGGGGCUUUUGAUCGAAGAAGUCUUGCAAGUCUGCUGGGAGGACGUCGAACCGAUCAUCAAAGAGAAUGAGGGCAGCAAGUUGCAGAGGUUGAUGACGGAGAAGCUGUCCUGGGCUUUGGAGGUGGGCUCCUGUUGGCUUCACUGGAAGUCGAUCAGCAGACCAGGGGGCAGUCCACGCAUGUGCGCGGGCGAUUUGCCCCAGAAGCUACUGGAGACAGAGAGUCAGUGCCAAGCUUUGCAGAAUGAUCGGCCAAGGCUCCUCCUACAGAAGAAAAUGGGUAGCAAGGUGAAGCGAGUAGAUGUGGAUUUCUAUCGGGCGGACUUGACCGAUUUGCCUUUCGAGUUUGGGGAGACCUGUUUCUUCUUGGUGUCCAAGUUCAGCGAUUUACCAAUGGCUGAGAUGUUGACGAACCGUGGCACAGCCUUGGGCUCCUUGGCAUGUCGCUUCGAUGGGCUCCAGGAGCACAUGGCCAUCAUCGAGGCGACUGGGCGCUUGGAGGACUACGUCAUGGUGGCCAACCCCGAGGCGGUGCACCAUCUCCACGUCUUUGAGGACUUGCCUCAUGAGGAUGUGCCCUUUGGUGUGGGUGUGGUGGACUUGGGCUCCAAAGAUGAGAGGGUGCAGACUGAGCAGUUGUACCAAGACCUGUUGUGCCUGGAGCCCGUGCUGAAAGCUCGAUCGGUGACCCACUUGUUGACGGUCUUGACGGGCUAUGGCCCCAGCACGAUGCCCUUCUUCGCGGAGGCCACGGUGCACCACACGUUGAAGCAGCUCUGUGGCUUGGUGGAGUACUUGGCCCGGCACUGCAAAAGCUUGCGCCGUGUCACUGUGGCCUCGUACAAGUCUGAGACUGCUCAACAGAUCAGGGAGUACUUCUCUGGAGGGCGCACGGUGGGCGAGACGAGCAUCGAUGAACUGCAGCGACAGUUGAGAGAUGUCGGCUUCACCAGGUGGUUGGAGGCCUUUCACCUCCACGCGGCCCUCGCCGCGCGGAGGACCAAGCGCGAGACCGGCGGACGGCGGACGGCCGGGGCGGGCGGAUCACGGAGUCCGCCGCGGGCGCGGUGUUUCACGGCGUUUUUGACCGGUGACGACCGGGAGGGUGGCCGGAGACGUUCCUCCCGGGGUUUUUGGGUGGGAAUGUGUUUGACGAAGUUGGACGAGACCUUGGUAAUUGCCUGA
This is a messenger RNA of Durusdinium trenchii, 1401 nucleotides long. NCBI's taxonomy places the organism in Eukaryota, Dinophyceae, Suessiales, Symbiodiniaceae. The record is from the annotation of a GenBank genome assembly.